Mesoplodon densirostris (Blainville's beaked whale) is the source of this 354-nucleotide messenger RNA. RefSeq names its product late cornified envelope protein 7A-like. Gene Ontology annotation, biological process: epidermis development. The record is from RefSeq and is a predicted model, not a curated record. NCBI's taxonomy places the organism in Eukaryota, Metazoa, Chordata, Mammalia, Artiodactyla, Ziphiidae.
AUGUCCUGCCAACAAAACCACCCUGCCAAGUGCCUCCCCAAAUAUCCACCUAAGCACCCACCAAAGGCUUCUGAGGCCCUGGCUCCCUGCCCCCCUCUGCCUGCUCCUGCCCCCUUCUGCUGUGUCCCCAGCUGCUGUAUUUCUGGCUUUGGAAGCUGCUGCUCUCUGGUGUCCCACCGGUUUCCAAGUGUCUACCUAUGCCAGCCUCAGCCUUCCAACUGCUGUGAGGUGGAGCUCUCUGGAUGUUCCAGUUGCUGCCAUGGUUUUGGGGCUACAGCUGAUCUGCAACCUUGGAGGAGCAAAAGAGCCACAACCAAAGACCAGUCUGGAGUUGAUGUCACUUCUCACUCUCUU